Molecule: messenger RNA, 1077 nt
Organism: Aspergillus campestris IBT 28561
Lineage: Eukaryota; Fungi; Ascomycota; Eurotiomycetes; Eurotiales; Aspergillaceae
Exons: 2
Coding region: 6-992 (328 amino acids)
Biological process (GO): canonical NF-kappaB signal transduction
Source: RefSeq, a predicted model, not a curated record
CAAAAAUGGACACAACAACACCGCCCCAAGACCCCGAUCCCGCCGCCUCCGAAAAAGAUCCCACCCACCCCUCCGCCCGGCCCAAAAAAUUUCGCUUCAAAAGCAACACCAGCAGCCGCCGCACCCACCCACGCACCUCAUCACAAGAAGAAAAGCACGCGCGCCACCGCGCGCACCGCGCAAAACGCACCAAACACACCCACCCACGCUCCCCAUCGCCAGACCCAGUCUACACCACCAGCAGCCGUCUCUCACCAGGCGCCGCAUUCCGGGAAUCGCUCUUCGACGCGCUGGGCGACGACGAGGGCGCUGCAUACUGGGAGACGGUGUACGGGCAGCCGAUACACACGUACUCUGUGCCGCAGAUGCGGGGCCCAGAUGGGGAGCUGGAGCAGAUGGAUGAGGAGGAGUAUGCUGCUUAUGUGAGGGCUAGGAUGUGGGAGAGGACGAGGGAGGGGAUGGUUGAGGAGGAGGAGAGGUUGAGGGGGGAGAGGGCGAGGAGGAACCGGAGGGAUAAGGAACGGCGGAGGGAGAGGGACGAGGAGAGGGAUGGGUUUGAGAGGGCUGUGGAGCAGAGUUUGGCGAGGGGGAGGGAGAGGAAGAGGGGGAGGGCUUGGGGGGUGGUUUGGAGGAGGUAUUUGGAGUCUUGGGGGGAGGUGGAUCGGGGAGGGGGAGGGGGAGGAGGGGAGGCGACUAAGCUGCGCAAUUUACUGUUCUGGCCGGUCGAGUCCGGCAAGAGGAGGGAUGUUUGUCGCGAGGCGGUUGAAGAGUUCAUGCGCCAUGCGCCGGUGCCGGCUGGGGUAGAUGCCGAGGGGGUAGAUUCUCGCGAUCUACUGGUAGCUACGCUCAAGGCGGAGCGAGUACGGUGGCAUCCGGAUAAGAUCCAGCAGCGGUAUGGAGUGCUGGGGAUCGACGAGGCGGUGAUGCGCAGCGUGACGGAGGUAUUCCAGAUCGUGGAUGAGCUGUGGGGGGAGAUGCGCGGACAGUCUUAGCAUUAUCUCUCCUUUCCUGCUUGUAUGUUUUUCGGGUUGCAUUAUGGCGUACAGAUACCCUUGCUUAUACUCUGUUUAUUUUUGC